Aegilops tauschii subsp. strangulata is the source of this 2487-nucleotide messenger RNA. RefSeq lists its product as uncharacterized. Lineage: Eukaryota; Viridiplantae; Streptophyta; Magnoliopsida; Poales; Poaceae. The record is from RefSeq and is a predicted model, not a curated record.
CUUUUUUCUUUUUUUGAUAUCAGCUGUUUUUUUCUGGAGGGGAGCAGGCCUACCACAUAAUUUUUUCCGCACACAGGCCCAUCUAUCCUUUUUUUUAGUAACACGUCCAGAGUCGCUCCAACACAUUUCUCGGCCCAUAGUCAUUCUACAGCCCAUUUAGUCCGUCGGCUCACUUUCACAAUACACAGUCUCGUGCUCACUCCCACAGACCAGCGCCGCCGCCGCCGCCGCCAGCACCGAUGCCGGAGAACGGCCGGGAAAUAUGGCCUUGCCGGGGAUCCCCAACGAGCUCCUGGCGGAUAUCUUCCUCCGCCUUCCCACCCCAGAGGACCUCAUCCGCGCCUCCGCCGCCUGCGUCUCCUUCCGUCGCCUCAUCGCCGACCGCACCUUCCUCCGGCGCUUCCGCAAGCUCCACCCCGCGCCCCUCCUCGGCUUCGUCGACUACAGAGGCUUCCACCCCGCCGAACUGCCUCACCCCUCCGCGCCGGCGGCCAGCGCCGCGGACUUCGACUUCAACUUCCUCCCCGAUGGCGAUACAGACUUGGACUGGACCGUGCGGAAGUCCGCGACGGCCGCAUCCUCCUCGACAGACCCCGCCGUCACGACGACCUCGAACCCCUCUUCAGGGAGAUGGCGGUGUGCGACCCCCUGCACCGGUAGUACCUCCUGCUCCCCCCAAUCCCCAAUCACCUAGCCGCUCCGGUUGUGAGCCAACUCUUGAUGGAAAGGUCGUGCUUGGCCCAAUGCUUCCUCGCCCCUCCCAGCGAUGACCAAGUGGAGGAGACGUCAUUCAGAGUGAUCUGGCUGCUGGUGCUCCAGACCAGACCGGUGGCCCUUGUAUUCUCCUCCGGCACAGGGCAAUGGCAAGCCCUGAGUCGGAGCGAGCCGUUACCUGCCUUUUUGUUAUCGACGUGGAAGGUUUGGUUUGUGUCGCGCCAUUACGCACAUGGUUGCUUCUAUUGGGUUUCAGGUUCAGGUGAAAAACUGCUCGUGCUUGACAUCCAGAGGAUGGAGUUCUCCAUGGCUGACCACCCACCCUGUGUCAGAUUUCGGGGCGACGAUGUGGCAAUCGCGGAGGCAGGCCAAGGCAUGACUGUGAUGUUUGUGCCUAAACCGGACACAGAUCGCCGUAUUUAUACCGUUUGGCGGCGAAGCAAUGGUGGGAGUUCCGCCCAGUGGCAGAUGGAGACUGAGACGUUCUCGCUGGAUUCUGGGUCCUUGAUCAAGGGUGCAGUGGGGAGGCACUUGCUCCUAUAUCAUGUCGGAAGCGUGUCGGUCAAACCAGGUUGUUACAUCCGGGAUGUCAACACUUUGCAGCUUGAGAGGGUGUGUGAUUCAUAUCCCCAUCCGUCAGAAGUAUAUUGCAACUUCCCACCAUCGUUAUUAUCAUCACCGAUGGUGUCAAGUGUCCCACGCCACGCUGACCACCCAGGAGUGGACGACACUGUGCCGGCACCAGAACCACGAGCUGACCCUGGAGGCGUGGAAGGACCUACUGGUCAAGAACUGACGGGCCUCGCCGGGGGACCGCCGUGCAAGCGCCGUCGUCGCUGCGGCCGCUCAGGCUCCAGAACCCGCGGAGGCAGGUCGCGGUGGAUGGGGAGAAGGAGGCUGAGGCUUGACCCGUGGUGGACGAGGGCCUGGGGGCGGAUGAGGGGCCAGAUCAAGGUGUUGUCCAGGACGGCUGCGACCAAGUCCUUUGGCGGCAGGGGCUUGCCUUGAUCAGGAUGUGCUAGCUGCUAGCUCAUGGGGAAUCGGAAUGACUCAAUACUACUGGUCUGCUGCAUGUUGAUCUUUUUGGUCUCAGAACACAAAACAGUACCGUUGUCAACACCGAAAUGGCUUGUUCUACUCCCUCCGUUCCUAAAUAUAAGGCGUUGCCUCGUUGGGGCAAUGUAAACUGAACCCCCAGCGGCUUAUAUUUCGGAGCAGAGGUAAUAGUUACGAAGUCAAGCCGCAGUCUUUGAGAGCCAGUGUAGAUCGACGUCUGCACGGCUAUGUUGCUGCGAGAUUUUUUCCAUCCAAGCAUGAAGGCACUACUUGAACUUGAUUCUUGUUGGUCCACUUGUUCGGUCCCUGUGUGUUGUUGCAGCAGGCAGGGGUUAAAUAUCUGGCAUCCUGGUUGAUCUAGCUAGCAUAUGGAUCCCUUUUUCAUACAAAUUCUAGUUUAGGUGCAGAGAUCCAUAUGCACAUGGAUUUGCAUUUCUCAGUAGCAGCUAGCUUGUCGAUGGCAGAGUUUCUGUUUAAUACUCUAUAUAUGCAGUAGGUCAAUCUGACGACUUGCUGUCGCUUCAUUUAUAUACUAGUAUUUACAUUUUCUAUCGUCUGCCGGCUUGUUGGAGGCCGAUAAUUAUCUUGGUGUUCUUCUGCUGGUUCAUGUAAUCAACCAUAUCCUGGCAGCACUUGCCGUGCAAUAGAUCUGCAUUGCAUUGCUGCUGAUGUAAGUGCUUAUGCUGGAUGCAAUGAUUAUUAUUACUCUAUUAUGCA